Molecule: messenger RNA, 905 nt
Organism: Hibiscus syriacus
Lineage: Eukaryota; Viridiplantae; Streptophyta; Magnoliopsida; Malvales; Malvaceae
Product: glutathione S-transferase F6-like
Exons: 3
Coding region: 72-725 (217 amino acids)
Cellular component (GO): cytoplasm
Molecular function (GO): glutathione transferase activity; glutathione binding
Source: RefSeq, a predicted model, not a curated record
UUCCUCAGAGAAGAUUAUAUUUCUCAUAUAUUCAGCAGGUGUUGAACAAAGUUGCAGUCGAUCCAACAACUAUGGCAGCUAUGAAAGUUCAUGGAAACCCUUUGUCGACAGCCACUCAGAGGGUUCUUGCUUGCCUUUACGAGAAAGAUGUGGAGUUUCAGUUCGUUAAUGUAGACAUGGGAGCUGGAGAACACAAAUCAGAAAACUUCCUUCCCCUCAACCCAUUUGGUCAAGUUCCAGCUUUUGAAGAAGGAGACUUGAAGCUCUUCGAAUCAAGGGCAAUCGCUCAAUACAUCGCCCAUGAAUACUCCGAUGAAGGGACACAACUGUUGUUGCCAGGCUCCAACAAGACUGUGGCAGUCCUUCAAUUGUGGAAGGAAGUUGAAGCUCACCAAUUUGAUCCUCCAUCGACGAAGCUAGUCUAUGAACUGCGUUACAAGCCGUUCUUCGGGAUGACUACCGACACCGCAGUGGCCGAGGAACAUGAAGCUAAACUUGCCAAAGUUUUAGAUGUGUACGAGACUCGAUUGGGUCAGUCGAAGUACUUGGCUUGUGACCACUUCACCUUGGCGGAUUUGCAUCACCUGCCUAAUGUUCAGUAUUUGAUGGGGAGCUCGGCCAAGAAGCUGUUUGAGUCUCGCCCGCAUGUUAAUGCUUGGGUGGCUGAUAUCACGGAGAGGCCAUCUUGGAUUAAGGUCCAAGAUAUGCUGAAACAGAAAGUUUGAAGACUUGGGAUGCAAUCUAAUGCAACUAUUAGUAUUUGAUGAAUAAGACUGAGGGUUUGUAAUCUUGGUUGCAUUUUUGCCUCAGCGUUGUGUGAUUUUGUCUUAAUUUGCCUUCAGUCUUCGAGUAGAAUGUAUUAGGUUUGUGUUCAUCUGUCAUGAUGUUGCAAUUUGUCUUUUGAA